Blepharisma stoltei is the source of this 1282-nucleotide messenger RNA. The record is from the annotation of a GenBank genome assembly. NCBI's taxonomy places the organism in Eukaryota, Ciliophora, Heterotrichea, Heterotrichida, Blepharismidae.
AUGUCCCAAAAUUACCCUCGCUUAGCCUCAAUCCAGGAAGAAAGUCUUGUCAAAACCUCAGUCCUCGUCCGUGGAAUCUCCAUCAUUAUGCUUCUAUUUAUUAUUCCUCUUGAAGGUCUCUUAGAAAGCCGUUUAAUAAGUUGAGGAAAGCACGUCGUAUAUGAUUUUCAACAAGAUAGAACUGAUAAUGGGAAAAUGUUUUUUACAAUAGUGUCAUACCUUGGAGGUGACUGAACUUUAAUUUUUAUUUGUCCUGCAAUUUAUCAUUUUUACGAUGCCAGAAGAGGAAUAAAAUUGAUUUUAAUGAUAAACUUUACGAUGUAUGUCACAAGUUUUCUCUCAUUACUUUACAGAGAGCCAAGACCUUAUUGGGAAGACAAAGAUAUUAAAGGCGUGCUCUGUCUGUCUGGAUUUGCAAAUCCUUCUUACCAAGUGAUGCUGGGAACUGUUAUUUAUGUUUCUAUCGCAAUCGAAAUUUUUCAUAGAAGCAGAUUUAGGAUAAUCGCUUAUGGGAUUGUAGUUAUUAUAGCUACAAUGAUUAGUAUUGGCGGAGUCUAUUUAGGAGAAAUUUUUCCCCAUCAAAUUCUUAUAACUUUGUGCUAUUGCUUUAUAUAUGUUACUGUCGCAUUUGCGUUUGAUAAAACUAUGAUGGAUUUGUCAUUGAAAAGCAGUUUUAAUUAUAAAACCAAUAGGACGUAUAUUGUAUUUUGAUUCAUAGGGACAAUGAUGUUGUUUUUAGGGGUUAUUGGAGUUUUUCAAAUAGUUACGCUGAAUUCAACAGUCAAUUUAAAAUGGAUAAGAAAUGCUACUAAACACUGCUCAUUAAAUUACGACGUAAGCGGGGCAUAUUCAUUUUAUCAUUCAGCAUGAAUUUUCUAUAAUUUUGGACUGGUGACUGGGGCUAUGAUUUCUUCAAAGAAAAUUACCAUGUUCUGGGGUUACACAAAGAUAUGGAAAAAAGUUAUUAGGUUUCUUAUCACAGCUGGGCUGUCAGUUGGGAUUAAAUUAUUAUUUAAUCAAAUUAUCCUUUUAGUAUUAUUUUAUUUAUUUUCUAAUCUAUCAUUAUUAAUGCCAAAUUUAUAUAUUUAUGUAUAAUACUACAGAAGUGGUAACCGAAUAUAUCUGAAAGCAUGCCCUUCCAUUAUUUUUAAUGUCAUUUUUAUAUGCAGGACUCCUCCCCCGUUUUUUUGCCAAACUCCAGCUGCUUGUAAGCCUAGACCCUACAAUUGAUGAAGAAAAUGAACUUAAAUCCAUUCAUGAAAACGAAAUGAAAUUAAUUUAA